Molecule: messenger RNA, 1204 nt
Organism: Micropterus salmoides (largemouth bass)
Lineage: Eukaryota; Metazoa; Chordata; Actinopteri; Centrarchiformes; Centrarchidae
Gene: tectb
Product: tectorin beta
Exons: 9
Coding region: 6-950 (314 amino acids)
Cellular component (GO): cell surface
Source: RefSeq, a predicted model, not a curated record
ACGUUAUGGUGUCAUGUUUCCCCAACGCCAUCAUUGCAAACGUCCCGGAGUGUCCUUACGGCUGGGAGAUUGAGCAGCUCUCCCUGGGUGGAGUCUGUUACUCUGGAAUACACAGCCCGGGCUACUACCGCUUCAUCAUCUCAGACCUAACACCCAGAAACCACUCGUACUGCGGCACGCAGUCUGAGUACAUGCCUGGCAAAGACCCCAAGUACAUCUUCUAUAACUCCAUCGUGUCCAAUGACACUUCUCUCACAGUCAGAAACCAGCCUGUUAACUACACCUUCAGCUGCAUGUACCGAGCAGCCUACCUAGUAAAUAAUGCCGUCUUCAGCCAAAGAGUGGCUACAGUUUAUGUCAACAACGGGAGUUUAGGCACUUUUAGAUCACAGUUGUCUAUGAAUGUGUUCACGAAUUCAAAGUUCCUGUAUGCCAAGGAUGCUCCCUAUGUGAUUGACACUUCUGAGAUCGGCUCUGAAGUCUUCAUUGGCAUCGAGGCGAAAGGACUAAGUAACAGAUUCAAAGUUGUAAUUAACAACUGCUGGGCGACUCCUACUCCUUACUCAACUGACAAGAAGAGGUGGAGUCUCAUCAUUAACAGCUGCUCCUCUGACAACACUGUGACUAUUUUUGAGAACGCCAAAGACAGCCGCUCCAUGUUCAAGUUCAACUCUUUCCGCUUCCAAAGGCUAGAGAAGGUGUCCACAGUCUGGCUUCACUGUGAGGUCCAGGUCUGUGAUGGAGAGAGACUCAUCUGUCAGCCAGGCCCCUGCUCUUUCAGACGUCUGUCGUCAGAGGCAGAACCAAGUGGGGGGAUCCUUACUGCUGAGUUUCACAUCAAAGGUAAUGGGUCCUCCAAUAAUGGACACAUAAAAGGCACUUCACUAUUCAUCCUGCUGGUGGUCCUAAUAAACACAUGGUGUGAUUUAGUAAAUGGGUCAAGAAUGUAGUAAAAACUUAGAUUUCCAUUCGGUUUCUUUUAUACACACAUACACAGAGGGGAGUGUCACAGGACUCAGGGAGCGUAUGAAUACAUUCCUCCCCCACACUCAAAUAAAUGAUUUUCUCAUUUAAUUUUCUCACAAAGAAUAUUUGUAAUUAGCAUUUAUUGAGAUUUCCAUAUCUUCUUGUGAAUGAAUAAUCUUUUAAAAUGUUACAUAUAUUACUUCACUGCUUUCUCUAAUAAAGAUUCUUUGAAAACUAA